AUUUAUAUAUCUGAAAUGGGUAUAGAUGCAAUAUAGGAUUGUGGACUACAAGUAUUUUAGUACAGAAUUGAGGUUGGGUAAAGAUGACGAUGUCAUGGAACAGUCAAUGAGGAAAUAUGAAAAAAAGCAACAAAAAGAUCCGCCAGAUCAAGCCCCCAUGGGAGCCUCUAUUGAUGAUGCAGAUGACCUGUGUGAGGACUGCUGUCCAAUCAUCCAAGACAUGACAAAGCUAUCCUUGCUGAAAAAUUCCCACCAAAGUCUUUCAUACACAGGGACCAAGUCUUCUACAAACUACUCUAUCAGUUUCCGGAGCACUGACUGCAAUUGUAUGUUAAGCAACAGUAGUUGCUCACAUCACACUGCUGGACGGUGCACUUGUCAAUGCAAUAAAUAUGGGCUGCCACAACAUCGCCAAAGAAUAGUGCAAUGUAGGACUUAUUCACAAUCCAAUACUUCACCAUUUCCAUCCAUAGCUAGUGAAUCAAUUAUAAAAGACCAAACCAGAAAACAUUCCAGAAACAGUAUCACAAAUUCAUCUUCUUCAUUAACUCACCCAGAAAACAUUCCAAAAUCUGGAAGUGAAUACUCAGUUUCUAAAGAGGCCAGUUCUUUUAGUUCUUUAAGUACACAUAAAAUACCUCAGAUUGUGCUUCAAAGGGCAUCUUCGUGUGACGAAUCACAUGGCGGAUCAUCAUUAGUGGAGGUCUUAUAUGGUGCUGAUGUUGAGCUUUUUAAAAAUGCCAAAAUUCUCUCUGAUCAUAGAUUUAAGGGUAAAGAUGAUAGUUUUGUGAGUCCCUCACUUAAGGUGGACCUGGACAUAACAUCACACCUUCCAUUAAGCCCCAGAAGCAGUAACGGCAGUAUCUGUAGUGGACGCUCCAGUAACGCAGAUUCUGCCGUAGAUAUUCUGACUCCUGACGAGGAGUUUUAUUCCGUGGGGGAUGUUCAAGUCCCUCCUGACUCUGUUGAUUGGUUCUCUUCCAGUGACUUACCACAAACAGACAAAUCAACAGAUGCCAUGUGGUCCAUUCCAGCGGUGGUCAUCAGUGACCACAGUGAGCCACAAAAGGAGGGGCAUCAAGACAAUUACUGCCCAGACAGUGGGACAGAGUGUCGUUUAAAUCUUAGGAGGAAUACUUCUAAUACAUCUCUUUGUUCAGAUGAUUCCUCCCUUAGCUCCUCACCGGCUUUAUCGAGGACCGGGUCCAACCUCUCCCUCACCGAGACCGAUGAAGAAGUCCCAGAAACGAAACCAAAGCAGAGCUCGUGGAAGAAGAUACGCAACAUUGUUCACUGGUCUCCCUUCAUCCAACAGUUCAAGAAACACAGGUAUCCAUGGAUACAACUAGCUGGUCACCAAGGCAACUUUCAAGCGGGUGAACCUGGAGCCGUAUUAAAAAAAUAUGAUUCCCGAGAACAAAAGGCAUUUGAUAAACUAAUGAAGGAUGUGUUACGAUCCUACGUACCAGAAUAUCGGGGUGACGUCUUCAAAAACAAUGAGAAAUAUUUACAACUCCAAGAUCUUCUGUGUGAGUUUGACUCGCCGUGUGUCAUGGACAUUAAGAUGGGGACGAGGACUUACCUAGAGGAAGAGCUGGAAAAGGCUCGUGAAAAACCCAAACUCAGGAAGGAUAUGUAUCAGAAAAUGAUUGAGGUAGACCCAUCAGCCCCCACUGAAGAGGAGCGUGCCCAGGGAGCAGUCAUUAAACCCAGAUACAUGCAGUGGAGAGACGAAAUGUCCUCUUCAACACACCUAGGCUUCCGAAUAGAGGGAAUUAAGAAAAUGGAUGGUGCUUCCAGUAAAAAUUUCAAGAAAACCAAAACCCGAGAGGAGGUAAAGGAGGCCCUCAAACAUUUCGUGGGAACGGAUGCCGAAGUUUACGCUCGAUACAGCAAGAGAUUAAAAGCCAUUAGAGCCACACAGGAGGUGUCAGAGUUUUUCAAGGCACACGAGAUUAUUGGCAGCUCUUUGUUAUUUGUACAUGAUAAAUCAGGACAUGCUAGUGUAUGGAUGAUUGACUUUGGGAAGACAAAUCCCCUCCCAGAGGGGGUCAAGGUCAACCAUCGUGACCUCUGGGUAGAGGGCAAUCAUGAAGAUGGAUACUUAUUCGGUUUGGACAAUCUAAUCACCAUUCUGGAUGAAGUAGAGAGGGAACUGUUAAAUGUAGAAGAUACAGAGAAAAGUAGUGCGCCUUGUGAAUAGAUCUGUCAUUCUUAUAUACUGCUGAUGGAGUUGUGAAAAAAAAACCAUACUCAUCAAGCCCUCACAUUAGGGUUGCCUGUCCUCAGGGGCAGAGACAGCCCAGGGACUCUCGGCCCAGAGAAGGGGGAGACUGCUGUCUUAUUUAAAUGAUUAGAUGUAGUAUAGGGCAUACCUGAAUUUACUCUUUUCAAGAUAUUAAUCCUCUAAUUCCAAAUGUAGAAGAUUGACCAAGCUCAGUGUCUAGGUUCCAGAGAUUGGAUUCAUAAGUGCUGAUAGCCCAAACAAAAAUAUUUUGUACGAGUAGUAAGGAGGUUUUUUUUUCUAUUUUUGAAGCAAAGUUAAUUGUUAGAGAUUUAAAUUUUGAAAAAAAAAAUGGUACAAAUACCUUAUAAGGUGUACAGCAUUGCAUUAUUAUAUAAUGUAGAAGAGUUAGGCUCAUCAAAUGUAUGAAAUGGACAUGUAGAUUGACAUCUCAGACAGUAACAAAAAAAGAAAAUGUUGGAUAUAUAUAUAUAUAUACCCUUUACAUUUACUCUAGAGUAGAUACCAAAGAACUGCUAUAUUGAUGAAGAAAAGGUCACAUGACUAUUUUUAGGUUCAAAGUUCAUUGAAAAAGUCCCAAGCACUGGUUAGUAAUCAACUUCCGUUAUUCAAUGUAUAUUUGGAUAAAAUUAGUCUUGAAGACCAUAUUAUCUGUCAGAUAUCACUUUUGUUUAUUUUUUCUUGAGAUUUAAAUGGGAAUACAAUAAUGAUCUAAAUAUGAUAAACAACUCUAUUUACAGAGAUUUGCUAAUUUGUGUUCUUUUUUAAUUCAGUUUUUACAAGAUCUGAAAUUUAAGCAAGUUUUAAAAAUUUUGUGUCCAAAGUUAAACCUGUCCUGUUUAGUUCUUUGACUUUGAUGUUGAUGUGUUUAUUUCGGAAAUCAGGAUCUUCCAAAUGAGAGCAGCUGUAUAUUUCCUGUCGUUUUACUGAGUACUGAUUGGUUCAUUUCUAAGGGGCCUGUCCUUCAGUGGGUCAUGUCUAUAUGUAUAAUAUUGUAUAUAUUGUAUAGAUCUGAUAUUGUAUACAAUCUUGUAGUUGCAUAAUCAGUCAGUGAGACUACUUGUAUGUCUUUAACUUUUGUUUAUACGAGAACUGCUCAUCCUAGAGAUGUUUUGUUUUCAUCAGAUUGUUAUCCAUGGUCAGAGUCAUGCCACAACUGUUGCCUUUUAUUGAGAGAGUGUAGAUAUAUACAAACUAUGUACUAAAUACUUUACUACUAAAAACUUAAGAUUUUACAAGCCAAAUGGUUUUCAUAAUGCAGGUCUUGCCUUAUGUAGUCAUGUUGAAUUGUUUUACAAAGAAAAAAAAAAUAUUUAAUUAUAUAUACAUGAAAGAAACAGUCCAAUGUUAACCAAAAUAUGUCUCAUUCCUAUAGACUAUUCCAAAUGUAUAUUUAGUGAAACUAAUUAAGAAAAUAUGCUUACUUUGUCUGAUUUAAUAUAUCUGUAUAUUUAUUAUAAUAUUAUUAGAAAGAGUUAGAACUUGACUCUGACAUAGCUAUGCGGUCUGAGUGCUGUUAUUACAAGCUACAGAGAAGUGCAAUAUAUAAAAGUGCCUAUCCCUGCAGUGUGGAGAAUAAUGAUGUAUAAUUCAUAAAGCCUGAGAUUCUUGUGGUGAUCUGUACCCUUUUGUACCCCCCUUUUUUUUUGGGGGGGGGGGGGGGGGGCUUUCCUAAUUAUGCAGGACGUAAUCCAACAUUCCUUCUCAUUAUAUUGUAUGAAAUCAUAUCUGUUAACAGUUUUUUUUUGGGGGGGGAGGGGGUGUAUUAUAGGUGUUACUCUACCUAUUUUGUAGUUAAUUUUGACUAAUCUGUUAAUUAAGAUGUAAAAUAUGGGAUUAUUUCAUAAAUUAUCUCGUAAAUUUUAUUGAGUGAAAUUAUUUUGAACUUGAUCUUUUUUGUGUGUGUUGAACUCUGCUGUGUUAAGACCUGGUGGUUUUAUCAUCAAGUGUAGAGUUACAUUUAUUUAUCAACUGCUUCUCGUGUUUGUAAAAAAGGAAAUGUUUUCUACAAAAUCAUGAGAUGUAUGAGAUUGAAAAUAUUUUAAUAAAAUUUAUUUAAUGCAA
Molecule: messenger RNA, 4309 nt
Organism: Saccostrea echinata
Lineage: Eukaryota; Metazoa; Mollusca; Bivalvia; Ostreida; Ostreidae
Product: inositol-trisphosphate 3-kinase B-like
Exons: 9
Coding region: 26-2203 (725 amino acids)
Biological process (GO): inositol phosphate biosynthetic process
Cellular component (GO): cytoplasm; nucleus
Molecular function (GO): inositol-1,4,5-trisphosphate 3-kinase activity; inositol tetrakisphosphate kinase activity
Source: RefSeq, a predicted model, not a curated record